CAGCCAUCAUCGCCUACGUAGCUACAGCUCCCGUCUUAGCCUUCCGGGGAAGCCCCAGUCAACGCAUAGGGAUUUCUUCUAAAUUCAUGGACCGUAUCGAGAAUAGUGAAACCGAAAAUGGCUGUCAUUUAGGUGAAAUUAAUGCUCACCUGUUGAAAUUAUAAAUAACGGCAGCUCUUUAAACGGCUGCGUUUUCUUCUCAGAAUUCCGACGUCUUUACCUUGGUUCUUACUUCCGCGUUGUGUUUUUAUACAACUUGGGCCGUUGAUGCGAUGGCGUAGAUUCAUGUUCACAUUACACACGUGUUUACAAGUUAGGUCGUCCAGAAAAAAGUGCAGAAAUCGAGUAAGUUGGUCGUCUUGCUUCUAAAAUAAAAACGACAGUCUCUAGCCUGGGUCUAUCCCAGGCAUGAAGAGGAAAGCUAACGCUAUGGGUGCAACUCUAAGCUCGAAUUCAGCCGAAAGGCGAAGUGAUAGUGAUUCAACAUGGCUUUCAGAGGAACAAUUGUUCUCUGUUCCCCUGGAGAUCCUGGAAGAGAUCUUCCUAAAUCUCCCUCCUCAUGAGGUGGUUCGCAUUUGUCGAUUAGUGUGCCAUCAGUGGAAAGAAGUGGCCGACAGUGAAUCACUGUGGAAAGAGAGAUGUAGACGAGAAGGAUAUCACCUCUCUGAUCCCUCCAAAAUCCCCAAAGACUGGAGGUUGUUUUACUUUUUGUGCAAGAAGAGAAGAAAUCUUCUCAAGAAUCCAAGAGGAGAGCAGAAAAUGAGGAACUGGCAUGUAACUGACAAUGGUGGUGAUCAGUGGUUAGUAGAGGGGGUUAUGGUGCCGCACCCUAAUGAAGUCGUCAAGAAAAACUUUGUGACCUCUUAUGGAAUAUGCAGGAAGAUGCAGCUGAUUGAUUUGGUUAAGGAAGGUUACAACCCAGCGUUCAUGGAUCACUUCCAGCCAGACAUCAAAAUAUCUGAUUGGUAUGCUCCAAGAUGGGACUGUGGCAGUGAAUAUGAGAUACGUGUAGAAUUGCUGAACAAUGAAAAGAAACCCAUCCAGAUUUUUGCCCCUGAGAUAAUCUACUUUGAGCAGUGGAAUGAUCAGCAAUGGCACCAGAUGACGCAUGUUUUCAAAAACUAUGGACCUGGAGUGAGAUUCAUCCGUUUUUCUCAUGGAGGAAAGGACACGCAGUUCUGGGCAGGGUGGUAUGGGAUUCGUGUGACUGACAGCAGUGUUGAGAUUUUUCCAGCAGGGGGACACGUAGCGCUGUUAGAUUCCUUGAAUACCUGCGUCCCACCUUUGCCCGAAAAUGGAAAAUUGCACAAAAUCUAAUUUGCCUUAUAUUAUCAUGUCUUAUUUGUAAAAGCAGCUUUUCCGUAGGUAAUAAGCAAAACUAUAUGUUCAGAUGUUUGUUAGUGAGAUUUGAUGUUUAUAAAGCCCUUGUAAAGCUUAAGAAGACUGACAUCAAGAUUUACAGCAGUGUCAUACCCUUUGAGUGUGCAGCACUACUGGCAUAUUUCAUAUAGAGAGAGGUUUAUCUAGAUCAUGCGUUCAGAGACCCUUUCAAUAUUUGCAAUUAAAUGCUGACAGUGGUUGCAAUUCCAUUAUCUGUUUUAUCCUUUAAUACUUACUAAAAUUUUGUAUCCAAUUGGUUAACCAAUCUUAUACCAGAGCCAAGUUGCUUUCUCAAAUAUCCAGUCGUUUCAGGUAUGUGGCACUAACAACACUAGUGAGUAAUCUAAAUCUAAGAUAACAGUUGAUAAAGAUGGUUUUUGCUAUUGUUUUGUUUUUGGUUUUUUUUGGGCAAUAUUAUCAAAAGGGAUUCCCUGUCAGUGCUAAAGUGCAGGUAUCAGAAGGGAAUUAAAAAAAAAAAAAAAAACAAUUUAAACAUCUUUAUUCUGGCUGCUGCUUUUGAAAGUAAGUAAUAGGCACUGGUUGUCUUUGUCCAGAUUUAAUUCACAUUUUUGCUUUUUGCUGGGGUGUCCAAGCUACAGCCCACUGGCCAUGUGUAGCAGGUGAUCUUUUUUGUUGGCCCAUGGCUGAUUCCAAAAAUAAGCAAAAUACUAGAUAAAGAUGCUUGUCCUUGAAUGAACUUCUGACGAUUAACAAAAAGAAGGUUAAGGCAGCAAAUAGCAAGAAUCAUGCUUAAUUGAUCCACUCUCUCCUCUCAUUGUCUACAAAGCAUGAUAUUAAAUUAUCUGAAAGAACCAAAACUCUGAUAAGAUUUGUGCCGUUUACUCUUUUGUCUCAAUGUGAAGAGGAGCAGUCAGCGUGUCUCUUCUCUGAUGCAUGGCACAUCUCUGUCAAGAUCUAAUGGUAGCCAGGGCCAACCAUACCUAACAAGUCAGGUAGACAUUCAUAUAUCCAUUGCAUGAGAUAUAAUAAUAAUAAUAAUAUCUAGAAUUUAUAUAGCGCCUGUCAAGAAACCCAAGGACACUUAUUUGAAAGAAAUUCUUAGAGAAUGAUUGGACAAACCUAUCUGUGACAUUCAUAAUGGGCCAAUCUGAGCAACAAGAUGUAACAUAAUUGGCAUGCACAGCCCCAGUGAGUAAACUACAUAACGUGUCUUGGGCAGGUAUCCGCUACUAUUGUUCACUAUUAAUGGAGCCAGUUUGUGAAUCAAACCAAUGCCAAAGCAGGCUGAUAAAAUAUCAAAAAUCUCUAUUCCACCUAGAAGCACUUUCAGUAUGCUUCUUUUAACAAAAAAAAAAAAGUCUAGGUCAUGAUAAAAGUGCCAGCUUUAACUAACCAGCAGCCAUUGUUUACAGCCCUGUAGUACAACUGAACUCUGUCUAAAGCUACCACCUAAGUCUCCUGAAAAGAUUCUGACUGGAUCUGUAGAUUCCCUGAUCUGGCACAAACAUUUCAGUUACAAAGCACCUCUUAUACUGGAUUGGAUUGUUUUACUAACUUUGAUAUACCCCACAUUGAAUGUAUUUAAGUGGUCCAGUCAUCCUUAUAUACUGUAUUUCUGAAUGUGUCCCACAGUGAAAAGUUUGGACACCCCUGCAUUUGGAGUAGUUGUGUCUGGGCCAAAGAGCCAUUAUUGUCCCUUAAAGUGCAAUGCAGUUUUGGAGUUUGAGAGAAGUUAUAUUGAAAUUAGUGUUGAUUUCACAAACUGGUAAACCAACUUUGAAUUCCGAAAUUUAAGUCACACUGCUGCAAAUUAUUUUUUCUUGCAGCAUCUGUUAAUAUCAACUUGAUAUUCCAAAUGCCAGAACCAUAUGCCAUGCAGUGUAAAAACUGCUUGGCACACAAGGUUCUUUAAAUCAGCAAUCGGAUCCUGAUGUUUGUGCUUUUUGUAAUUUGAUUUUUUGUAAUUCUGUAAUUUAACAGUGAAGGAAUAAUUGAAGUAAAGGUCAGUGAAUGUAACAGCAGGUAACUUUUUUCACAGCAGCCUCCACCAGGCCGUAAAAAUGAUGUACAAAAAUAAGACAUCAAUGUUAAAAACUAAAGCACUUGUUUAAAAGGUCGCUUCAAUGGAAGAUGAUGUGCACUGCUGUUUGUGUCGCUUAUGAUGUUAAGUUUUGGUGUGAAAAACUUUCCUUUGUAACCAUUUAUAUGUUUUAUUUAGUUCUUUGUCAUCUUUGGAAAAAUGUAUGCAAGUUCAAAAGCAUUUGAAUAAGCAAUGAAGUCUGACAACAAGAAGUAUUUGACGUUAGGUUUAUUCAUAAUACUGUUUUUUGUGAUGCAAGAUACAUUUUGAUGUCAAAUUGAAUAAAAAUCAAAACACUCCUUCACUUAA
Molecule: messenger RNA, 3730 nt
Organism: Cheilinus undulatus (humphead wrasse)
Lineage: Eukaryota; Metazoa; Chordata; Actinopteri; Labriformes; Labridae
Product: F-box only protein 6-like
Exons: 6
Coding region: 409-1317 (302 amino acids)
Biological process (GO): glycoprotein catabolic process; SCF-dependent proteasomal ubiquitin-dependent protein catabolic process
Cellular component (GO): cytoplasm; SCF ubiquitin ligase complex
Molecular function (GO): ubiquitin protein ligase activity; protein binding
Source: RefSeq, a predicted model, not a curated record